This is a messenger RNA of Fulvia fulva, 2397 nucleotides long. RefSeq names its product Interferon-induced GTP-binding protein Mx2. The record is from RefSeq and is a predicted model, not a curated record. Bases 1 to 2397 code for a protein of 798 amino acids. Lineage: Eukaryota; Fungi; Ascomycota; Dothideomycetes; Mycosphaerellales; Mycosphaerellaceae. Gene Ontology annotation, cellular component: microtubule; cytoplasm; membrane. Gene Ontology annotation, molecular function: GTPase activity; GTP binding; microtubule binding. The transcript has 3 exons.
AUGGAAAGUACAGCAGACACAGAGACACAUCUACAAGCGAUCCAUCAUCCUUCUGAUGUCCAGUUACUUGAUGACAUCGACAAACUACGGUCUCAUGGCAUCAGUCACCUAGUCGCACUACCUCAGCUGGUAGUCUGUGGCGACCAGUCGUCCGGAAAGAGCUCGGUCUUAGAAGCCAUAUCUGGAAUUCCAUUUCCUACGAAAGACAAUUUAUGUACUCGGUUUGCUACAGAAGUCGUUCUCAGAAGGACAUCGGCCGAGCAUGUCUCGGUCACCAUCACGCCCGGCCCUGGAAGGGUACACGAAGAAGCGCAAAAGCUGCAACAGUUCAACAUGACUCUGACCGACUUGAGGUUAUUCGGAGAAGUCCUUGAGAACGCAAAGGCGGCUAUGGGUGUUGUGGAUGGCGGAAUUGCAUUCACCGAUGAUACCCUCCGUGUCGACAUCUCUGGACCCGAUCGACCACACUUAACUAUCGUCGACUUACCCGGACUCAUACAUUCGCACAACAAGUUUCAGUCCACUCAAGACAUCGAGAUCGUACGAUCACUAGUACAGAGGUACAUGACAAGCAGUAGGUCGAUCAUACUUGCCGUCGUUUCAGCGAAGAACGACUAUGCAAAUCAAAUAGUCCUCAAAAUGGCACGAGAAGCCGAUCCACAUGGUUCACGCACGUUGGGGAUUAUCACGAAACCAGACACACUUCCUGCAGGAUCCGAGAGCGAAGCAGACUUCGUGAGUCUUGCGAAGAAUGAGGAUGUCUCGUUUGAUCUGGGAUGGCAUGUCUUGAAGAAUCGCGAUUACGACUCACGACAUUGUUCCUCGGAGCAACGAAACCAGAGUGAGGCCAUCUUCCUUAGCCAAGGCGUGUGGAGCCAGUUGCCGAGGAUGGCCGUAGGAGUAGCAAAUCUCCGGUCACGGCUUAGCAAAGUUCUUCUGGGUCAGAUAAAGCACGAAUUGCCGGAUCUCAUCGCGGAUAUCGAACAUAGACUAUCCCACUGCCGCACGGAACUUCGAAAGCUGGGCCAUAAGCGUCAAACUACGAGUGAGCAGCGAAGCUUCCUUCUACAUUUAGCUCAGAGCUAUCAGAAUCUUGCACGUGCAGCGAUCGACGGCGUAUACGGGGAUCCGUUUUUUGGGGACCCUCGAUCGGAAGAUGGCUAUCGUCGGAGAGUUCGAGCGACUGUACAAAACUUAGGGCUCGAGUUCGCAGAUACGAUGCGCGGACGUGGGCACCGUUAUCAGAUCGCCUCGCAUCCAGAUGACGCUACCGGGCCCUCUCGAUCAUCGGUCCCGAUGAAUAUGAGUCGCCAGGAGUACCUCGAGCACGCCAAGUCUCUUCUGAUAAGGAGCCGGGGCAGAGAGUUGCCAGGAACCUUCAACCCGAUGCUCAUCGCCGACUUGUUCCACGAGCAGUGUACACCAUGGAGAUCCAUAGUUCUGCAGUACGUCGAAGCCAUAUGGACUGCUGCUAGAGAUUUUCUUGAUUCAGCAUUCAACUAUCUCACGCAAGAGCAGACUGCUGAACUCAUUAUGCGAGAAAUGAUCGAGCCCGACCUGCAACACCGGCUAGUCAACAUGUGUGCCAAAGUUGACUCAAUUCUCGACCAGUAUAAAUCAGGACAUCCCAUAACCUACAAUCACUAUUUCACCGAAACUAUUCAAAACGUGAGGACCAAGAGGAUGGAAGACGACCUGACGCAGAAGCUCCGCAGGUUUCUCAACCUCCAAGAUGGCGAAGUUCUAGAAGAACUGAAUUUCACGAAACUGAAGAAGUCAAGUCUGGUCUCCGCACUUUCCACUAAGAACGAGAUCGAUAUGGACAGGUAUGCUUGUGGAGAAGCGGUCGACUGCAUGUUUGCAUUCUACAAGGUUGCCAUGAAGAAUGUUGUUGACAAUGUCGCGACGCAGUGUUGGGAAGAUCUUCUAAUCAAAGCGCUCCCGGAUGUUCUGACCCCUACUGCAAUCAUUGAGAUGGAAGCAGUCGAAAUUAACAAGAUCGCAAAAGAGCCAGGCGUCAACGUUGAUCAGAGAAAUGCCUUAACAAAAACACUGCAGAUGCUUGAAUUGGGCUUGGAGACGUGCCGAAGACACGUAAGUUUCAGGGUCCCUGUAGGCCAAGUUUACAGCUACGCUACAGAACUCGACAAAAGUCGGACCGAGGUUCUGUCCCAGCCUAAUAGCCUUGAAAAUGCUAGGUUGUGUCAGGAAAAGGAAGCAACAUCUGCUAAGCAGUCACCAGAGUUUGUACAGCCAGUAACGAAUCAUCCACCUACAUCCAUCGAGGAGCACGUCGCAUCGGUCAUCAGCAAUGGUAGCGAUACCCAGACUCUGCAGGUGUUGAAUGAAUUCCAAGCUCCUCCAAAGAAGAAGAAAAAGAUUAGAGUCGUGCAGUAG